CUGAAUCCCACCAAACAGGCCCAAAAUCAUUAAAUUCAGCACCAACAAAUCAAAAAACCCCUUCAGUAAUACUAUAAAAAUAAUUUGUCAACAGUCAGUCGUCAUUAAACCUCCAAUCGAAUUGGAUCAGCUUUUGUCAGCAAUAAAAGUUUAAUAAUCAAAAAUGCCACUUGAGUGCUGUAUUUGCAAAGAAUUAUUGUUGCGUCAAGGAAGUAAAACAUCAACAAUACCUUGUGGACAUGUCUAUCAUACUCAAUGUCUUCUAGAUUGGAUUGAAAAUUCCAGAACGCGAAAUCAAGGAAACUGUCCAAUUUGCCGCAGGAAUUUCUAUCUAAAUAAAGUCAUUCCUCUAUUGACUUUGGAUGAAAUUGAUGGAAGUACAGCAAGUGCCGUUAAUCACUUUGCAGAGCUUGAACAGAAGCACGUGGAGACAAAAAAUUUAUUACAAGGCAUUCUUGACUCUCUUGUCAAUUUAAAUACAAUGAUGACUGAAAUUAGGGAAAGAUUGCCAGCACUAGGAGCUAGAUCUUUGAGUCUAUCUCCAUCGUCGUCUCAUGUCGAGUUAAAGACACGUGAGGCGAUAAUUGAAAGCCUUAAAAUGCAUGUCGAGCGCAUUAACAAGCCACAAGGAAUUUAUUAUAACCAGAACUGCAUUGAUAGUGGACAUUCAUCGAAUUAUGAUGACAGUGGACUUAAUGCUUAUGUUGACGACUUAGACGACGAUGAAUUGGAAUUUAAUUUAAGCCUUAAUUAAGGACAAUUUAAAUUUUUUUGCUAUGAUGUAAAAUUAAUAUAAUCCAAGUUUAUAUUCCUAUAGAAAGCUAAAGUGUAAUCCAGAAAAGAUACUUAUUAAUUAAAG
Molecule: messenger RNA, 859 nt
Organism: Chironomus riparius
Lineage: Eukaryota; Metazoa; Arthropoda; Insecta; Diptera; Chironomidae
Source: the annotation of a GenBank genome assembly